CCAGCGGAUCUUAAACCCAGCUUGCGAAAUGGAAUUGCCUUAUUGCCCCAUUUAUCAAUUAUUUAGUUGUCUUUCUUUUUGCUUUUAAUUUUGACUUCCUGGGCAUCUUCUCAUCCUGGUGUUCCAUCCUCCUCCUCCUCAUAAUCAUAUUCACAAUCUUUCCCCCCCUUCUCUCUCUCUGUCUCUCCAUCAUCUCGCGCCUGGUUGCUGUUCGGUUCCGGGCGGAUCCGGUGCAGUCGCGCGACUAACGGCAGCGCUUAAUGGGUCGCGGGAAAUGGCCCCGUUCCGGCCUGUGAUUUGGCCUGAGUCGGACUACCGGGGGGAAAACUGAGAUGGGUUUCGCGGCGGUUUCGGCCACAGCGGAGCCUCGGCGCUCAUGGAGCCGCGCUGCCAGAGACUGGCUGUGGGUCGCUGUGGUCUCUUUCCUCGCUACUUUUCCCGUGCAGCGCCUCCGCGCUUUCCCAUCUUCCCUCAGCGACUGCCAGACGCCCACCGGGUGGAACUGCUCGGGUGAUGAUGACCGAGACACAGAUCUCUUCCUUUGUGACACCAACACUUGCAAGUUUGAUGGCGAGUGUCUCAGAAUCGGGGACAUAAUAACCUGCAUCUGUGACUUCAAGUGUAACAACGACUAUGCCCCAGUGUGUGGCUCCAAUAACAAGUUCUACAAUAACGAGUGUUUGCUCCGGAGGGAUGCUUGCAAACAGCAGACCGAGAUCCUGGUGGUGUCAGAGGGACCCUGUCCUAUCGAGGUUGGAUCUGGAUCUGGGGAUGAAGCAGGGAAUGAGGGCUCAGCUGAGAAUGGACAGAAGGAGACUUCAACCUGCGAUAUCUGCCAGUUCGGGGCAGAGUGUGACGUGGAUGCAGAGGAUGUAUGGUGUGUGUGUAACAUCGACUGUUCCCACAUAAGCUUCAACCCGGUGUGCGCAUCAGACGGCCGCUCGUACGACAACCCGUGCCAAGUCAAAGAAGCCUCGUGUCAAAGGCAGGAGCGCAUCGAAGUCAAGUUCCUGGGUCACUGUCAAGGUGACAUGAUAACAGGAAACAAACCCGAGGAUGGACACUACGCUAGAGCCGACUUGCCAGAGGAGAAGCCCGAAGUGUCGGAGGUGGCACGUGGAAUUUACAUCCCUUGUCCAGAGCACUACAAGAACUACUGCGUACACGGAGACUGUGAAUACCCCAACAUGCUCUCCACACCAUCCUGCAGUUGUCACUCAGGAUUCAGCGGCCCACAGUGUGACACCAAGGAAUACAACGUGCUGUAUGUGGUCCCGGGUUCCGGAAAAGUCCGUUACGUCCUCAUUGCCUCCAUCAUCGGAGCCCUGCAGGUGGCUAUCAUCUGUGUGGUGGUGCUGUGUAUCACCCGGAAGUGCCCACGGACUAACCGUAUCAACCGUCAAAAACAAAACGUCACGCACUACAACUCUGAGAACACCCUGCGCGCCUCCACCCGCCUCAUCUAAGUGUUGGGAGAAGCCUCACAAUCGUGGAUAUGUAGUAGCAAAAGAUUAAAUAUACAAAACAGCUAUUCCCUCCUGCCUUCUGGUGCAACAAGAUGGACCAUACCGGACCGUACUACUAGACAGAGGGGAGGGGGUGAUGGUGGGGUUGUAGGUGAGGCAAAGGUGGGGUGACACGCGGUGCCUUCUACCUGUGGCACAGGACACAAACUGAGAGGAUCUUAGGACAUUACGUUAGGACAAGUCCUACUAUUUGGUUAUGUAUGGGUAAUAUUUCCACUAGUUUCUUUGUUUUGUCUUGGUGGGGUCUUUUUCUGUAAAUGUAAAUAAAUAAUUUAUAUCACAAAACAGAUAACAGCAUGCAACUGUAUUUUUAUGGUGGGUGCCAAUUUGGCAAGAAUAGGGGUUCUUAACUUUUUUUUAUAGACAACACUACAUCUGUGGUUUAAUGUAAAUUUUAGAUGAAUGAUUUUGCUAUGGACACCCUCUCACAUCUUGAUAUGCGUUAUAUGUUACACCUGUUCUGACCACUAGGGGGUAGAUUUGUGCAAAAUAAUGUAACUUCUUGUGCCUUAGAUCAGAGCUUAUCAGAACUGACCCAUUAAAUGCAAUUACAGUUGUAACAUCAUAAUCGACAUUGGUAAUCUUGCAAAAAAAAAAAAACUGCAUACACAAUGAGCUGUCACACCUCACACUGAGCUGUCCAACCCAAACUUCACCAAUUUUACCCAUUGCAUAUGUGAAUAUCACUCAACAUAGCUGACACACUGAUUUACAUACUGAUUCACAAACUGAUUCACAUAUUCUGCCAACAGUGAAGAGGGAAAAAAUUAUAAUUAACUAAUGCAAUUUGUAGCUGAUAUUUUAUAGUAAGAAUGACCUUACCCUGGACUAUCCUUCCAAGACCUAAUCUGGGGGGGGGGGGUCUGUUAAUGUCAAACAAUGGAUAGAAGCUUUCAGACCAGUACUGGAUAUACUCUCGGUCUGUAGACCAACAAUAUAUAAUCAAGUCAUGUAUGUUGUAAAACCGGCACUAACAGACAUUUUUAUAUCUAUAUUUAUACAUCUAUAUCUAAUUCUUGACAGUUUUGGUCCAGACACUCUAAUUAAAACAAUGCAUAAUUGUACUAUUAAAAACGUUCGUCACUCUGAAGCUGUCCUUAUAUUAACCAAACACACUGAAAUAAAGUUUUGAAAUUA
This is a messenger RNA of Ictalurus furcatus (blue catfish), 2663 nucleotides long. It is a transcript of the gene tmeff2a, whose product is annotated as transmembrane protein with EGF-like and two follistatin-like domains 2a. The coding region runs from base 333 to 1466 and encodes 377 amino acids. Lineage: Eukaryota; Metazoa; Chordata; Actinopteri; Siluriformes; Ictaluridae. Gene Ontology annotation, molecular function: protein binding. The transcript has 10 exons. The record is from RefSeq and is a predicted model, not a curated record.